AGGAACAAACUGAAUACAUAUAAUUUCUUUCAUGAAAGGAAACUUAGGGUAAGGUAUUGUGUGCUAUGGCAUGGGAUGAAUCCUGGAUUUUCAUUUUAUGUUGUCUAGUAAAGGUACAAACCAGCAAUUAUCAAGCAGUCUUGGAGACCUAGCUGUACAGAGCAUAUGUUUCUCCACCCUCUAAGUUGGCACCAUUGUAGUCAAUUCUAUUUCCAUGUCCCUGGUGAGAAAAUUAUCUCUUGGGUUCCAUUUCUUUGUCUGAAGAGAUGUUUCUCAAAUGUAAGCUUUUUUUUUUUUUUUCAGUUUGCAGUGCAACCUUUGAAGCUUUCCUGUUAAUUGUUACUAUCUCUAGCGAGGGAAAAGUGUGGAAGGGGUCAUAAAAUAUUUUGUGCUCUUAUGUAAACUGAGAGAUCCUUUCUUCUGCAAAACCUGUUCCAUUUCUGCUCCUCUGUGUGCCUAGAAUGCAUGCAUUCAGGCCAGAAGCAAAAUUUGGAUGAAGUGAUCUAACUGAGUUGCCGUCAUGAGCAGAAGCAAGCGUGACAACAAUUUCUACAGUGUUGAAAUUGGAGAUUCUACUUUUACUGUAUUGAAACGGUAUCAAAAUUUAAAACCGAUAGGAUCAGGAGCACAAGGCAUAGUAUGUGCAGCUUACGAUGCCAUCCUUGAACGCAAUGUUGCAAUCAAGAAGUUAAGCCGACCGUUUCAGAACCAAACUCACGCUAAAAGAGCCUACAGAGAGCUUGUUCUUAUGAAGUGUGUUAAUCACAAAAAUAUAAUUGGCCUACUGAAUGUGUUCACACCACAAAAAUCUCUGGAAGAAUUUCAAGACGUCUACAUAGUGAUGGAGCUCAUGGAUGCAAAUCUCUGCCAAGUGAUUCAGAUGGAGCUCGACCAUGAACGAAUGUCCUAUCUUCUUUAUCAAAUGCUAUGUGGUAUCAAACAUCUUCAUUCAGCUGGAAUUAUACAUAGGGAUUUAAAGCCCAGUAAUAUAGUAGUAAAGUCAGACUGCACUUUGAAGAUUCUUGACUUUGGACUGGCCAGAACUGCAGGAACUAGUUUUAUGAUGACGCCUUAUGUAGUGACUCGUUACUACAGAGCACCAGAGGUCAUCCUAGGGAUGGGAUACAAAGAAAACGUGGAUUUAUGGUCUGUGGGGUGCAUUAUGGGCGAAAUGGUUUGCCACAAAAUCCUCUUUCCAGGAAGGGACUAUAUUGAUCAAUGGAAUAAAGUUAUAGAGCAGCUAGGAACACCAUGCCCCGAAUUUAUGAAGAAAUUACAGCCUACAGUCCGAACUUACGUGGAGAACAGACCUAAAUAUGCUGGAUAUAGUUUUGAAAAACUCUUUCCAGAUGUCCUUUUCCCAGCUGACUCUGAACAUAAUAAGCUUAAAGCAAGUCAAGCAAGGGAUUUGUUAUCAAAAAUGCUGGUUAUAGAUGCUUCUAAAAGAAUCUCUGUGGAUGAAGCCCUGCAGCACCCAUACAUCAAUGUUUGGUAUGAUCCAUCAGAAGCAGAAGCUCCUCCACCAAAGAUACCAGAUAAACAGCUAGAUGAGAGGGAGCACACGAUAGAAGAAUGGAAAGAGUUGAUAUACAAGGAAGUCAUGGACCUGGAGGAGAGAACCAAGAAUGGGGUUAUACGUGGACAACCAGCCCCUUUAGGUGCAGCAAUGAUCAAUGGCUCUCAACAUCCAUCUUCAUCGUCAUCUGUCAAUGAUGUGUCUUCUAUGUCAACAGAUCCAACAUUGGCCUCUGAUACAGAUAGCAGUCUAGAAACCUCAGCUGGACCUCUGGGUUGCUGUAGAUGACUACUUGGUCUUUUGGGGGGUGGGAGGGGGGUCCUUUUAGUCAUUAAUAGGGCACCUUUAAAAUUUGGUGGUAUUUUUGAGUGUUUUUUCAAAAAUAAUCGUAGAAUUCAUCAUAAAGUGCUGUAAUUUUAAACUGUAAGUUGUGUUAAAAGCAGCCACUUUUUUGCUGUAAUUAACUGUAAAAUAUUAAACCUGAUAAUUUUUAUUGUGGUUUUAAAAUCUGCAUAUUUGCUUUACUCUUAUGCUGCUGAUCUUUUUUUACGGAAUUUGUAAGAUUUGUUUUAUCAAAGCACAUAUUAAUGUUGUGGUCAUUACCAUAUAAUGAAUUAUUUAAGAUUUUAUAGGUUUUCAAUUUUUUAAUUAGAAUUUAUUCCAGAUGUUUUGUUCAUGAUAUCCUUCAAAGUUUUAUGCUUGGUCAUAAUGUCCAUGUCCAGGUGGAGAGGGAGGGAUUUCACUGCAGCCAGCUGUAGUUUUGGGCAUACUACUGUGGUGCUGACAGUGAACAAAGUCCUCUUUUAUUUUGGCCACUUGCCUGUAAUACUUCAGCAAAAGCAACAAUUAGUGAAUUUUUUUUUUAGAGAAACAGUAUCCAAUCCUUGGCAAACUAAUCUCAUAUGAACAGUUUUAUGAACUUAAGAAAGCAAAGCAUAUCUUCAAAGCUGCAGAAAUAUCUAGCCUAACAAAGUAAUGUGAUGUUUUCUGCAGAGUUAUGGCAUGCCAAAUCUUGUGAUCACCAUAAAACACGAGGAUACUUCAUGAAUAAUACAUUGCAAUGCCAAUAAACUGUUUACUUCUAGCUUGUAGCCUGUUUUUGUACACACAAAACGAAGUGUAUCCAGGAUAUCUAGACUGCCAAGAGGGAAAAUGAAUAUGCUGUAGCUAUACUUUCAUGUAAUAUGUGAUUCUUGGGAGUUUUGUUUCUUGCUACUUUUGUCUACUAAGGCAAGUGCUUUUUGGGUAGAAGAGGGAAUGACAUAAAUGCAGUGGGGCAAAACUUCAGCUGUUCUUUCUCCACCAAAAGUAACUGAUUGCUAAAAACCAUAGGAGAACCUCAGGAUUUCUGUAGCUAAUGCAUCAAGUGAGCAAUAUAUGCCAUCCAAAGGAGGGAGAAGUAGUGCUGUAUAAAUUAAUAUUUAUCUUCAUUUCACCAUGAGACCAGUGUAGCAGAAAUCUUAAUAAUGGUUCAUUUUAAGUCAUAAAUAAUUCAGUAGUUUUCAGCACUGAUGCUCUGGGUUUCAAUACACUUUUUAAACAAAAGAUAUAUUGAAAUAUAUAGAACAGUUACUAAAUAGUCAUGUAAAAUGGUGCUGCUCCUCACAGAAGUAUUUUAACUGUUUACAUUUUAUAUUUACAGAAUGAUUUAUGUGUAACCUGACUUAAGUUUAUGUAUGAGUUUAACAAUCAUUCAGAAUUUAUUCCUUUGGAAAAUGCAGAUUUUUAGUGAAGCUAGGCUGUAUAAUUGAUUGCCUUGUGUAGAUGCAUAUUUUGUGUAGUGAAUUAGAAUGUGAAGAGGAAUUUAAAUUAGUAAAGCUCACAAAAAUGAGCAUAAAAGAAUACAGAAGUCUUGCCAGGCGCAGAGCAUAAGCAAAUAGUAUAGCUGGCUACAGAGGUCAUCCAGGAAUGACAGAUGUUCUUCAGUGUGGUUCCUUCUGCUUGUUGGGUUAAAUAGGUAUGUUUUUGAAGUUCUAAUUGAAAGAGGAAAAAUCAUCUUUGCAGUAAGUUUCAGAAAAAAUAGAAGUAACAGUAAUGCUUCCAAUAGCUAAUAUAUGUUCUUAGAAAACAUGCAGGGUUACAAGUAAUGGUAAUGUCUCAAAGAUGACUUAAAUUCUGUUUUCCUGGCCUGGCUAGACUACUGGUAAGUGCUGUGUGCAUGUAAUUUUGCUUUCCUCACUUGUAUCUGAUAUUUCAAUAUUGCCUUUCUAAACCACAUUUGUUAAGGCAAUUAUUUUUACAGGAUCCUGCCAAACUGUAUAUUACCUCAGAAGAGGCAGGACAUGUUUGGAUUCAUCUAGCACUGGAACAUAGAAAAUCUGCUCAAGUUAAACAGAGACCGACAGAACAGUCUAUUUUGUAGGGGGAGGGUUUAUCAAAGUUUAAGCUGUGAAUUAAGCCAAAAUUUUGGUCAUACAACAGUACUCCAUUGUUACAUAGGGUCAAAUGAUAUUCUGGUCAGCCCAGCAAAAUGAAGUCAAGACUGACAAAAUCAACUUCUGAUGCCUGUAAAUGCUGUUAAGAGCAGAAUUUGGUAAAUAUAAUUGCUAUUUAAAUUUAUUUUGGACCCCUCCAGAUUGCAGCGGUGAUUGAAAUAUUUUGAAACUUUGAAAUAAUUUUUGCUAUUGCUUUCCAGUGUCCCAAAGAAAAAUAGCUUUAAAAAUGAAGUUCCUAGGUUUUACCACAGUGUGCUGUCUUUUAAAACUUCACUGAGUUCAUGAGCUCUAAGGAGAAUUGAGGUUUUCUUCUUUUAAGGUAGGGUUAAUCAUAGAAUGGUUUGGGUUUAUGAAUGGGUGGGACUGUCCACAGCAACCCAUUGCUGUGUGAGUGAACUGUACUUAAAGGGAUUAUUUAGGUAAGGACAGAGUUUUGCCUGUGGGAACCUACAGUUCGCUUUUGACACCAUCUGCAAAGCAGUGUUGCUUCCCCUCCCCCCCCCCCCCAGUUGCUUGAAUUUUAGAUGAAUCAAAGUGAUAGUAAAUUCAGAUUCAGUAACCAAAUUAUCGCAACAACAUGCUAGUUUUAACUUCCCUUUUUAUUUAUUGAAAUAUAAAAUUAUUUCAAAAAUAGUUGUACACUGCCACUGAUAGCAAACAAAUGGGCAGCGAGUUCAGCUGCCUUUGUCUACUGUUUUACGAUGUUAGAUUAUAUACUAAUACACUGUACACUUUUAUUCUUAAAGUAUUAUUAAGCUUUAUUUUAGUCUGUAAUUCCAAAAUCUCCUCAUGACAACAGGCUUCACUAAAGUGCAUGCAACUUUCGUCUUCUAGGGCUGUUCCAAUCCACUGGGAGUUGGUAGGGAUGGAAUUACAGUGAGCCAUCUGAUUGAUUUCUUAUGUCAGAUGAGGUUAAAAGUUGGACAAGACUCGAUUAAUUUCCACCUUCUCUGGUCAGAGCUGUGGCAGGCAUCAAGGAUAAUAGCUCCUCUAUUUUAUCAAGAAACAGGUUCUUCCAAGAAUUUGAAAUAAAGGAGGAGGUGGAAUUAGUGCUGCCACCAUGUGCUGCACCUCUGCUCUGUGAAGUCUUUUGUUGAUGCAGGACUAUGGGGUCAGGAUUGAGGCUUUUGUGUGUGAGAAGCUGGACUGCCAGAGCUGUACCCAUCAGCUGAACAGCCUUAAGACCAGCUUGACUGAUCAGGUCACCUCUGCUGUAUUCAUCCUGCUAAGCUGAACAGAUGUGGCACUUUUCCCUAUGUGGGUGCUAUGCGGCUUGGGUUUUUAGUUUUGAAGAACCUUACUAUGCUAUAUGCAGUAGUAUUGUUCUGGAUAGGAAUUCCAGCUCGAUACAAAUAUAGGAUCAGCAUAAAUUGUUAUUGGUGAGUCCCCCUCUGCCAACCUGCAGGUGUGAGUUCUGGGAGGUGGUGUGGUUUAAGCCCAACUGGUAAUUCAGAUGGGGGGGAGCUCUAUUCAAGGCGGUUGUGGCACUGGCACCCUCUGCUGCCUGUGUGUGUGAGUGAGCAGGGUGUUACUGAUGUGGGUUGGUUUUAUGGAACACAGGCUGUUUGUUUGGUUAGAGAGCAAAAAUUAAGCACCUUGACAGGCCUCUGCAUGAGUAUAAUGCCCUGCUUUAGUGUAUAUGGCAUUCAUAUCAACACCGUGUAAAGGAAAACGAUCUAAAAGCUUGUACAAGGAGGAUGGUUCCUAUCCAGCCAGGGAUCCAAAGUGUAUGACAUUAACUGUUUCUCAAUUAAGAUUAGAGGGGAAAGGGGCGAGAGAAGGUUGUUCACCUUACACUUGGUCUUAUUGUUUCCAGUUGCUAAAGGAAGUGAAUUACUGUUUCUAGAUACAUUUUUUUAUUUGCUGUUGACAGCAGCAUGUCUAUGCUGUUACAUUUUAUUUUCCUGUCAAUGUUUUGGUUUUUACAUAUUUAGUUUGAGGACUGGAGCUGAGGCAGAACUGUCUGCAUUUUUCAGUAGGAUUAGAAAGAGGGUUUUAAUGAAGAAAUGUGAGAAGACUCUACUGCCUACCCAUAUUUUCAUUUAAUUUAUUCUUAGUUAAGGGCACUGGAUAAGAGUGGUAUUUUAAAUGAACUCUUUCACUCCCUUCUCCUCUUUAGAUAUCUCUGCAUUACAGAAAUGUGUCAUGAAUCAGAUCACAUUGUGUUUCUACUUCUGCAGUUAAAAAUUAAGCUAGGUUUUCUUGAACUACCUCACACAAACUUUCUAUGUUUCUUAUGUAAGCAAAGCUAACCCAUGCUAUUGGAACUACACUGAAUGUGAAUAGAGAAAUACACUUCCUUUAGAAAAAUAAACCUAUUGGCCAAUGUUGAGACAAUAUCAGUAAGUAUGUUUCUUAUAGAUUUCACAUAAGAUGGUCAUAUGUGUAACAUAUAGCUUGUGUACAGUAAUGUACAUCUAGAAUAUUGUGCUAGCUGUAAAUUGGUGAUUUUAUUAUUGUAGUCUGGUUUUGUAGGUAAAAAUAGCUUACUAGUAAUGUCAGCUCAUCCUUUACAUUUUACAAAAGGAAUAAUUCUUGGUAAGCUUUGCAUACAGAUGAAUUACUUUUGUAGGCCCAAUAUCUAGUCUAUUUUUGAGAGUUCUUUAACUUUUAUUACUAAAGUUGAGAAAAAAACCCUAAUUAUUGUGAUCAUUCCUUCUAGCCCCUUUUGAAGUAUAUUCUUAUUUUGUCCCAAGAAAUAUGAAGGGGAAGAUACACCAUUAAAAAUGCUGGGGAAAACUGUACUUUUUUUUUUUCUUCCCACAUUUGAUACUUUUUCCUGCUUUUCCUUUAUUCCCUCCAAAUAAGCUGUUGGUGGGGCAUUACUGAGAACAUUGUGGUUUUUUUACUCAUUCAUGCCAUAGGUCAUUAUGUGUGCACCACUGGAAUGUAUACAUUGUUAUCUAGUAUGUCAAUUGGUUAUAAUGAUAUUUUAAAUAAAAAAGAAAAAAAAAGUUUGACCACUAUGAA
Messenger RNA from Strigops habroptila (Kakapo), 6921 nucleotides. RefSeq names its product mitogen-activated protein kinase 8 (gene MAPK8). Gene Ontology annotation, biological process: JNK cascade; protein phosphorylation. Lineage: Eukaryota; Metazoa; Chordata; Aves; Psittaciformes; Psittacidae. The record is from RefSeq and is a predicted model, not a curated record. Gene Ontology annotation, molecular function: JUN kinase activity; ATP binding. Gene Ontology annotation, cellular component: nucleus; cytoplasm. The transcript is spliced from 12 exons. The coding region runs from base 521 to 1804 and encodes 427 amino acids.